UGAACGGUGCAGGUAUACCCUGCGUGGCCACAAGGAUUCAGUAAACAGCAUUGAGUUCUUUCCUUACUCCAAUAUUAUCCUCACCAGCUCUGCAGACAAGACUUUGUCUCUGUGGGAUGCCAGAACGGGCGACACAAUUGUUUCCUGUGAUUCUUAUGGUGUACUGAAACUGUGGGAUAUUCGGAGGGGAGUCCCAAUGAUCUCCAUUGAUGCUGGUCCACAUCCUGGCAACCAGGUGGCUUUUGAUCCUUCCGGUCAUAUUGUGGCUGUUGCAAGCAAUGAUGGAACCGUGAAGACUUUGGAACUCAAAUCGGGACAUCUUUCCAGCUUAGUGGGCCAUGAAGAUAAAGUUCAGAGUGUAAUAUUUGAUCAUAUGGCAGAACAUCUAAUUUCAGGUGGUUCUGAUGGCACUAUUCGUAUUUGGAAUUGAGACGGCUGUUUAGAAAAAUCUCCUAGCCCUGGAGGUGGCCUAAUCUGAAAGAAACAUCUGAAAGAAACAAUUAGAUACUACAUUAAGUAAAAUCUCUAUAUUUUACUUAAAUAGAAACAAUAUUCCAAACUUUUAUUUUUCUUGUAUCUUUCGUCAUGGCUUUAAAUAUGUAUUCAAAUAUAUACAAUUUCCCAUUUUCCUGGAGAAAUACCGGUAGCUCUAUAUUGACAUCUAGUGACAGAAAACAUGAACUGCAGAGAACCCCCUACCCCACCCCUUUUCAAGUUAUUAUAGUAAAAGCUACAACUGACUGUCUCGUUUUGUGAAAAUAAUAAAAUGUUUAGUU
Messenger RNA from Thamnophis sirtalis, 776 nucleotides. The record is from RefSeq and is a predicted model, not a curated record. NCBI's taxonomy places the organism in Eukaryota, Metazoa, Chordata, Lepidosauria, Squamata, Natricidae.